AUGGCAAGUUCAAGCAAUCAAAACAUGGGUGCUCUACCACUUUCUUUUCCACUUCUCAAUGGAGAAAACUAUGAUUUUUGGUGUGUGAAAAUGAAGACCCAACUCAUGUCAAAUGAUGUUUGGGAAUAUGUUCAAGAUGGGUUUGAAGAUUAUGAAGGUGUGGAGGUGGCUUUGUCAAAUGAGCAAAAGAAACAAUUGAAGGUGGAUAAUAGGAUUAAUGCAAAAGCUCUCUCCAUGAUUCAACAAGGUGUUUCCAACAACCUCUUUCCUAGAAUCAUCAAUGAAACCAAAGCCAAGAAAGCAUGGGAUAUUCUUUACAAUGAAUAUAGAGGCAAUUUGAAGGUAAAAACCAUCAAACUUCAAUCUUUGAGAAGGGAUUAUGAGAAUUUGAAAAUGAAGGAUAGUGAAUUGUUGACUGAUUAUUUUUCUAGACUUAUGGAUGUUGUGAAUCAAAUGAAAACAUAUGGGGAAGAUGUUGCUACUCAAAAAGUUGUUGAGAAAAUCUUGAUUAAUUUGCCAACGAAGUAUGAUUCCAUUGUUGCCGUUAUUGAAAAUACUCAAGAUUUAGCCACUUUGAGUGUCGCAGAAUUGAUGGGUUCCCUUAAGACAUUUGAGCAAAGAUUGAAUAGGCAAUCGGAAAAGUCAAUUGAGAGUGCCUUUCAAUCUAAGCUUAAUGUUAGUACCCCAAAGCCCCAUGGGAAAGGAUCUUCUUCAAGUCAUAAUCAAUCUAGAGGGCAUUUUUCAAGUGGUGGAAAUUUUGAACGAGGAAGAGGUGGAAAUGAUAGAGGAAGAGGAAGAGGAAGGAACAAUUUUCAAAGUGGAAACAAUUUUCAAAGGGGAAACAACUUUCAAGCAAGAGGAAAUGAUGAGGCCACUCAACCAAGGUGUGGAAUUUGUAAAAAGGGUAGUCAUGUUGAUAAAGAUUGUUGGUUUCGAGGGAAGCCACAAUGUUACAAUUGCAACAAAUUUGGGCAUGUCAAAAAGGAUUGCCGAGUCACAAACAAUCAACAAGCUAAUUACUCUGAAGAGCAAGAAGGUGGAGGGUGUAUGUUUUAUGCUUGUCAAGCGGCUUCUGAGCAAAAGAAUGAUGUGUAG
Messenger RNA from Rhododendron vialii, 1095 nucleotides. RefSeq lists its product as uncharacterized. NCBI's taxonomy places the organism in Eukaryota, Viridiplantae, Streptophyta, Magnoliopsida, Ericales, Ericaceae. Bases 1 to 1095 code for a protein of 364 amino acids. Gene Ontology annotation, molecular function: zinc ion binding; nucleic acid binding. The record is from RefSeq and is a predicted model, not a curated record. The transcript has a single exon.